This is a messenger RNA of Drosophila melanogaster (fruit fly), 2912 nucleotides long. RefSeq names its product pyrokinin 2 receptor 2 (gene PK2-R2). Gene Ontology annotation, cellular component: membrane. The record is from RefSeq and is marked reviewed. Lineage: Eukaryota; Metazoa; Arthropoda; Insecta; Diptera; Drosophilidae. Gene Ontology annotation, molecular function: G protein-coupled receptor activity. Gene Ontology annotation, biological process: signal transduction; G protein-coupled receptor signaling pathway. The coding region runs from base 845 to 2644 and encodes 599 amino acids. The transcript is spliced from 8 exons.
CCAGUCAGUCGGAUGCUGCGGCCCGUUGCUGUAGCCGCCGCCGUCGCUCUUUCGGUUCUUACGUUUUCGGAUCAUUUGACGACGAAAUAAAACGAGAUAUCGGGAAAACCAUCAAUUUACGCGUGCCCCUCAGUCAUAAUUUUACGAUUCGGAGAAUCAUUUUACGUACCAGAAUUAAUCAGUGCCAUACGCAAAUAGUUAAAGCCAUUAAUUCUGUGAGCGUGUAUAUCAAAUUAAGCCCAACACGUUGCGGUCAUUAAUCAACAUUUAGCACAUGCUUCCACUCGCCCUGAUCCUGGUCUUUCGCCUAGGACACGCCUGACUGCCGCCUGCCAGUUUCCCAGGAUGCCAGGUAAACACACAGGACACAAACACGCUUUAAGACGGGCUCUCUAAGGUGGACCUUAGCAAGCUAAACAAAGCGCACAGCUUACCAACCAAAUUGUGUAUAUGUAUAAUUUAUGGUAAUUUAGAAAUCUGGAGUAAAAAGCCUUAAUGUUUGAAUUUGUUUUAUUACUAAAUUCGUUAAAAUGCGUUAUUUGUCUUGUAUUAUUUUAUUUAAAUUUUAACAAAUUUUGAAAAACAUAGUUUUAUUUAAAUAGCACAUAGGGUCCACCUUAUCACACACAUCCGUACACAUAAUUUAAUCCCACACUCAUGACAACAGAUUGCAAGUGGAGUGGCUCUGGCCUAAGUCGAAAUUGAUGAGCCCCCGUAAGGGGCGUUAUGAAAACAUUAUUUGCAAGCGAAAGCUUCGAUUGAGAAUACAUACGCAGAAGUCUGAAAUUUCCAAAGAAAUUCGAAAAUAAUAGUGCGUAUACACACACACAAAGACACACACCCUAUGGCAGUCAAAAUGCUGCCCACUAACAGUUCCGGUGUCCUGGCAACCGAUCUACAACUGUUUCACAAUGAGAAAUUUCUCUUAAAUCUGACACAAGUGCUGAACAUCUCCGCGGACAACCUGACCAGCCUUCUCCAGGGCCUGGAGCCGGAGGAGCUUUUGCCCACGGUGACCCCGAUGACACCACUUUCACUGCUGGCCACCCUAAGCGUGGGCUACGCCCUCAUAUUUAUCGCCGGCGUUUUGGGCAACCUCAUCACAUGCAUUGUCAUUUCGCGGAACAACUUUAUGCACACGGCCACCAACUUUUAUCUGUUUAACCUCGCUAUAUCCGACAUGAUUUUGUUAUGCUCAGGAAUGCCGCAGGACCUCUAUAACCUCUGGCACCCGGAUAAUUAUCCUUUCAGUGACAGCAUCUGCAUAUUGGAGAGCGUUCUCUCGGAAACGGCGGCCAAUGCGACAGUUCUAACCAUUACCGCGUUCACAGUCGAACGAUAUAUUGCCAUUUGUCAUCCGUUCAGGCAGCACACGAUGUCCAAGUUGUCACGGGCCGUAAAGUUCAUAUUUGCCAUCUGGAUAGCUGCCCUUUUGCUGGCCCUGCCCCAAGCCAUUCAGUUCUCCGUGGUGAUGCAGGGCAUGGGAACAUCGUGCACGAUGAAAAACGACUUUUUUGCCCAUGUGUUUGCUGUGUCGGGCUUCCUGUUCUUUGGCGGACCCAUGACGGCCAUCUGCGUGCUCUAUGUCCUCAUCGGGGUGAAGUUGAAACGGAGCCGACUCCUGCAGGCGCUUCCCAGGCGAUGUUACGAUGUAAACCGGGGGAUAAGCGCCCAAACGCGAGUCAUCCGGAUGCUGGUGGCGGUGGCCGUGGCCUUCUUCAUCUGCUGGGCCCCCUUUCACGCCCAGCGGCUGAUGGCGGUCUAUGGAUCCACCUCGGGCAUUGAGUCCCAGUGGUUCAACGACGUGUUCAGCAUCCUCGACUAUACGUCCGGUGUUCUCUACUUCCUCUCAACUUGCAUCAACCCGCUGCUCUACAACAUCAUGAGCCACAAGUUUCGUGAGGCUUUUAAGGUAACUUUGGCUAGACACUUUGGACUUGGUGGCAAAAAUCAGGGAAGGGGGCUUCCUCAUACUUACAGCGCUCUUCGACGUAAUCAAACGGGUUCACUGCGGCUGCACACAACGGACAGCGUUCGCACCACAAUGACUUCCAUGGCGACGACCACCACUGGGCUAAAUGGCUCUGCCAAUGGCAGUGGCAAUGGAACGACAACGGGUCAGUCGGUGCGCCUGAACCGCGUGUCCUUGGACAGUGUCCAGAUGCAGGGUCAGAAUCGCAGCCGGCAAGACCUCUUCGAUAAUCCGCGUCGCAUGCUCCAGACGCAAAUAUCGCAGCUGUCAUCGGUGGGCGAUGCCCAUUCCCUCUUGGAGGAGGAUUUGCAGUUUCCCGGGGAGCCACUGCAGCGCCAGCCCACGAUGUGCUCCAUUGACGAGCUCACAGAUGACUUGGCCAUCUCGCGGUCACGCCUUAAACUUACGCGCAUCACCCGCCCACCAGGAGGUGUGACGGGGGGCGUGGCAGGAGGCAGCACAACAGGGGCCGCGGGGUCGGGGGGCGUGAGCGGUGACGAGUCGAGUGGCAAAGUGCGCAAGGCGAAAGUGAAAGUGCUCAAGAGCUCAAGCCCGUUCAAGGGUCUCAGGACCAAAUUCAAUUGGCGUGCCAGACGCAAAGGCAGCCACAAACCGCACGAAAAGGGGGCGACGGUGAAUGGAGGCGACACUGAAGAGCGGGCCGCCUUUUAAAGGGGGUCAGCAUAUCCUCUAUCUGUACUCGAUAAGCGAGGUAGUCCAUUCCAGUGCCACCUACGUACAUUACACACACACACAACUGUGAUACGAGCAGCAAGCGCCACUCCAGCUUGUUUGUGUUUUAAUUUAGACAAAUAUUCCGCGUUUGGGGUCAAUUAUAUGGUUGUCCUUACCAAUAACCGUAAUAUAGCCCAAAGCUAUAGUUCGAAUUAUAGUUAUAGUGCACGUAAUCGAAUAAACUAUGUAGUUAUGUACUCAGUUC